This is a messenger RNA of Coregonus sp. 'balchen', 14000 nucleotides long. NCBI's taxonomy places the organism in Eukaryota, Metazoa, Chordata, Actinopteri, Salmoniformes, Salmonidae. The record is from the annotation of a GenBank genome assembly.
GAGCCGAAAAGGGAAAAACGGUAGCAGUCACCAUUCUACAGAUCUUUGUUUUUCACUUCACUUCUCCACGGUUUGUUGUACUUCUUACUUUUUAUUUAACUUCGGCAAAAGAGUGAACAAGGUAAGUCAUUGGCAUGCUUCGUGAAUAGAUUUAGAUGUUGCCAGUUGUUGAACUCAGUUAGCUUGCUUGCUAGCAAGUUAGCUAGCAGUGGUGCUAGCUCAGGCUCACGCCUUGCUGUUUGCAUGGAGUCAUGUUGCAGAGUGGGCUGCAGGAAUCCAUGCACACGCGCACUGCACUAUCGAACGUCACUACUGAUCCAGGACAAGUUAGUUUGCACUGGUUGUUGUAGGGAAAAUGAAGAUUAGAAGAUAGGAAGCUGAUCUUGGACCAGCGUUCAUGAGCAGCAUUUUCUCAUCACACCUUUUUGGGCGACCAGACCAAAUUCACAUAGAAAUGUUGUUAUAGAUCUGUCAUUCUUGUUGAAAGCAAGUCUAAGAAGCGGUAGAUCUGUUCUAUGUGUUAUUUCUAUGUUUCCGUAAAGUUUCGUGUCUGACAUCAUUUACUUUCAGUUUAAUACACCAGCUAAAAUACAAUAUUUUCGGUUCUGUAAAAUAUAUUUCACAGCAGUUUAGAUGGUACAAUGAUUAUCUACACUAUACUUACUUGUUUUGUCACAAACUGAAAUUAAAGAAAACUAUUAGAAUUUUAGCAACCAGGAAAUGGCUGAGUGAUUUCUGCAUAGUGCAUCUUUAAUGCACCAAAUUUGGUAAAGACAAUAAAAAUAAUUCAUUUUCUCUUCCUCCUUAACUACAACCACACCAGCUUUCCCUUUAAAACUGGACAACACAUAUGCAGUGAAUAAGAUACACAAGGAGCAAGAGCUGAUGCUCUACUUUCUGACUUUGCAUGAUUGCCACUGUCAUGUCAUGUGCCAAUAUUUUAAAACGUGAUCAUAGAUAUGUCCAUAUUAUAUCAACUAAUCUACAGUUAUGAGCAUGGCGGACUCAGACGUCAACAUGACAGACUCUGAGAUCAACGCGACAGACUCAGAGCUCCACAUGGAGUGUGUGGAGGAGGAUCUGACACCGUGGCAACAGCAACCAGAUGAGGAUAUGGAAGAAACAAGCAAGGGACCCAGUAAAGGUGAGUGUGCUGUGUGCAGACUCGAUGUAACCUGCUUCCUUGGGUCAUGUCAUUCUGUAUGUUUUGGGACUCAAUUCUCAAUAGCAACAGUUUCAAAAUAGACAUGUGAAUGGUGAAUCUGUAUUAUUAUCAGUAUCAUUGCCAUAUUCUAUCGUCGUCAGUUCAUGGUUCUUUAAAUUGCCUUCCCAGUACCUCCCGAUGACACUUCAGUGAUGCACCUCGGCGACAGCAGUAGCAUCACAACCAAACCCAUGCCUGCCCUUGGUGAGUGCUCUGGCAUGGUGUUUAAAAAAUAUAUAGGGAUAUACAGGUAACUGCCAAAUAGGAAAACAACAUUGUCUUAAUAGGGUGUUGGGCCACCACAAGCCAGAAUGGCUUCAAUGCACCUUGGCAUAGAUUCUACAAGUGUCUGGAACUCUAUUGGAGGGAUGCGACCCUAUUCUUCCACAAGAAAUUCCAUCAUUUGGUGAUGGUGGUGGAAAAUACUGUCUUGGGCGCCGCUCCAGAAUCUCCCACAAGUGUUCAACUGGGUUGAGAUCUGGUGACUGAGACGGCCAUGGCAUAUGGUUUACAUCGUUUUCAUGCUCAUCAAACCAUUCAGUGCCCUGUGGAUGGGUCCAUUAAUCUCCCGAGUGGCGCAGUGGUCUAAGGUCGCGGUCGUAGCCGGCCGCGACCAGGAGACCCACGGGGCGGCGCACAAUUGGCCCAGCGUCGUCCGGGGUAGGGGAGGGAAUGGCUGGCAGGGAUGUAGCUCAGUUGGUAGAGCAUGGCGUUUGCAACACCAGGGUUGUGGGUUUGAUUCCCACGGGGGGCCAGCAUUUAAAAAAACUAAAUACAAAAAUUACAGUGGGGAAAAAAAAAAAAAAAAAGUAACUCACUAACUGUAAGUCGCUCUGGAUAAGAGCGUCUGCUAAAUGACUAAAAUAUAAAAUGAUUGUCAUCCUAUGGGGGCAUGGCCUGCCUUUUAUGCAUGACCCUAAGCAUGGUGGGAUGUUAAUUGCUUAAUUAGCUCACGAACCACACCUGUGUGGAAGCACCUGCCAUCAAUAUAUACUGAACAAAAUAAAAAUUGUAAAGUGUUGUUUCAUGAGCUGAAGUAAAAGAUCCCAGAAAUGUUCCAUACACACAAAAAGCGUAUUUCUCUCGAAUUUUGUGCACAUUUGUUUACAUCCCUGUUAGUGAGCAUUUCUCCUUUGCCAAGAUAAUCCAUCCACCUGACAGGUGUGGCAUAUCAAGAAGCUGAUUUAACAGCAUGAUCAUUACACAGGUGCACCUUGUGCUGGGGACAAUAAAAGGCCACUCUAAAAUGUGCAGUUUUGUCACAACACAAUACCACAGAUGUCUCAAGUUUUGCAAUUGGCAUGCUGACUGCAGGAAUGUUCACCAGAGCUGUUGCCAGAGAUCUGAAUGUUCAUUUCUCUAGGCCGUCAUUGUAAAUAAGAAUUCAUUCUUAACUGACUUGCCUAGUUAAAUAAAUGUUAAAUACCAUAAGCCGCCUCCGUCGUUUUAGAGAAUUUGCCUGUACGUCCAACCAGUCUCAAAACCGCAGACCACGUGGAACCACGCCAGCCCAGGACCUCCACAUCCGGCUUCUUCACCUGCGGGAUCGUCUGAGGGGGUGCUGAGGAGUAUUUCUGUCUGUAAUAAAGCCCUUUUGUGGGGAAAACUCAUUCUGAUUGGCUGGGCCAUGGCUGCACCCUUGCCAAGUCAUGUGAAAUCCAUAGAUUAGGGCCUAAUGAAUUUAUUUCAAUUAACUGAUUUCCUUAUAUGAACUGUAACUCAGUAAAAUCUUUGACAUGUUGCAUUUAUAUUUUUUAUCAGUAUACUUUGUAUCCCUCAUUUACUCAAAUGUUCCCAUUAUUUUUGGCAGUUACACGUAUACUCUUGGAAACAGUUUUGACUUCACUUCUUUUUUGUCUUACUGACGUGUGACGUGUAGUCACAGUAGCAUAAAACAUGGUUCAAUGGACACACGUAACCAACCUGUUUAAGCCUCAUAGGGAGUAUAUUGACUUUGGCCCAUCUCUGCAGCACCGUUACUACCCAAACCAAUGGUCCUGACUCAAGUGCUGCAGCCUCUUCAGACCUCCAUGCCUCAGGUGCUGCAGAUGCCAACCACUAUGCUGCCUAGCACCAGCAGCACCACUGGGAAGAACAUCAUAUUCACCUCACAGGUAUGCAGACAUGAUUCCUUAUUCUGAAUGUCAGAGAAGCAUGUUUGUUCUACAUCAUAUAUUUCUAUAAGAACUAGCGAUGGGGUGAUUGUUCUUAGCAGAUUGCUGCUGAGCAGCAGUGCAUUUCAGGUUGACAACAGUGGACCAUUCAGCACUUCAUGGACUUGUGUUUUUCUAUAGGAAGAAUGAGCUUCAGUGAGUACAGUUGAGUACAAUAAUGAUUGUGAAUAGUCAGAUUAAUAUAGUUUGAUUUAAAUGUUUACAUGCUUUGCAAGAAGAACGAUUUGCCUAAUAAUCCUGUUUACAUGGACACAUCUGAAAUCAGGCUAGCUGAUGGGACUGAUAAAUGCAGGAAAUUGCCAAUCAAAAUAAACCUUCUACCACAGCGACAAUGUUAUUUUUGUGAAGCCUAUUUGAUUCUGAGUUCAGACAUAAAUUAUAAAAGUUUGUAUGUGAAAACUACACUGACUGUACAAAACAUUAGGAACACCUUCCUAAUAUUGAGUUGCACCCCUUUUGCCUUCAGAACAGCCUCAAUUCGUCGGGGAUUGGACUCUACAAGGUGCCAAUUGUUUCACAGGGAUGCUGGAUGUCCUUUGGGUAUUGGACCAUUGUUGAUACACACGGGAAACUGUUGAGCAUGAAAAACCCAGUAGCGUUGAAGUUCUUGGCACACUUAAAGCGGUGUGCCUGGCACUAGUACCAUACCCUGUUCAAAGGCGCUUACAUCUUUUGUCAUGCCCAUUCACCCUCUGAAUGAUUAACAAUCUUUUCUUAAUUUUUUCACGGCUAAAAAUCCUUCUUUAACUGUCUUCGCCCCUUCAUCUACACUGAUUGAAGUGAAUUUAACAGGUGACAUCAAUAAGGGAUCAUAGCUUUCACCUGGAUACAUCUGGUCAGUUUAUCAUGUUCCUAAUGUUUUGUACAUCAGUGUAUUUCUAAGAUAAAUACUUUCAGUUUUUCCAAACUAACUUCACUCGCCUAAAAGAAGUAAGCUCGUGCAAGCAUAUGCGCAAAUCAAAUUAGCUUAAUCAGCUAUAACGCUGAUUAAGGUGUUUACAUGUCCUAAUAAUUCAAAAGAUUGCUCAGAAAACCUGGUGUUUUAAUCAGCGUAUGCUUACUUUGACGUAAGCCGAUUUAAGUUGAGCAGGGUAAGGUGUUUACAUGACUAAUGCCAUAUUCAACCUACUUCCAUAAUCUGUUUAAUAUUAAAUUAUUAGUGUGCAUGUAAACGUACCGAUUGCUAUGUUCUUUGUCUUUUUUGUGGUGCAGAACAUUCAAGGGGCCACACAGACCAUAAGCGCCAAAUCAGUGGGGUAUAUCCUGAAUAGAGCAGACGUGAUUCCUUAUUCUGAAUGUCAGAGAGGCAUGUUUGUUCUACAUCAUAUUUCUAUCUGAACCCUGCCGUGAUUGUUCUCAUUAGAUUACUGCUGAGCAGCGAACGUUUAGGUUGACAACAGUGGACCAGGCAGCGCUUCAUGGACUUGUUUUUUUCUAUAGGAAUAAUGAGUUUAAGUCAUUGCUAUGAUCUUUCUUUUUGUGGUGCAGAACAUUCAAGGGGCGACACAGACCAUAAGUGCUAAACCGGUAGGCUAUAUCCUGAAUGGCCAGCCCAUCACCGUGCUGCCUGGUGGUACGUAGCUAACAUUAGUAAUGUCUAUUCUUGUUAUCUUAUCAAUGUCCUGAUAGCUAACUAAGUAUUUCAUUGCCCACCUGAAACCUAGAAGUAACCACCUUUAGUGGGAUCAAGAGAAAUGUGACAGGGAGUGUUUGUGUUCUGUAAUUGUGUCAUGCAAACUUUGGGUAAUAAAAGAACGGAAAGUUAUAUUUUAUCCAGUGGGAAGUGUUUUGUAAAAUGCAAAUGGACAAUAGCUAUGUUUCCAUUAUUAUAAUUAUUAUUAUUAUUCCAGUGAUUCUUUUUUUUGUUGUUGAAGUUGUCAACAUUUAGAAAGUUUGCAUAGAAAAUAGAUGCAACAAUUGCCUGCUACUGUGCGUUUCCAAAUAACUGUCUUGUGUCAAUAAAAACAGCCGGAUGUAAUGACGUCACACCUCGCAAAAACGAGGUGGUUGCACAUUAAUAAAUUGGCAACAGCCUGUAUGCCCUCCCACAUAUCUGUUUCAUGUCUCGGGUAGCCCGCAAAAGCUAGCAUUGAUAGAAUGCAAGAAUUGACUAUUAUUUGCCAUAUUCUAAUAAUUGUCAUAUGCCAACAAGGUGAAACUUGAAUCCAGCCAACCAGAAAAGCAAAGCAUAGCAAUUUCAGGUAUUCUUGAAAGUCAGGACAAUCCUUGUCCUGCAAGCAGUAGGCAUUUCAAAUUAAAUGUGGAGAGGCCUACGUGAUGACAUGACAUCACAUGCCCCGCAUGCCAUCAAAAUGAUUUGGCAAUAAUAAUUUAUUCAGGAAAAAUAGUUUACUCAUUUGUCGCAAUAAAGACAGUUUGACAAAAUAAAAAUCCACCCCUGUCGAACAGAUAAAAAUGUUGCCGAUCUUUAGAACAUUUCUCCUAUAGCUUCCAUCGCAAUGUUUUUUUUUUGCGACAUUGCUUUUGUCGAAUAAACCUGUGUCAAUGGAAACCUGCCUAUUGUGAGCGGCUCACUACUGUUUUUUCUGCAGGCCAGGGAACCCAGCUGCAGCUAGCACCCCAGCAGGUCCUGUCUCAGCCCAGGGGUAGGCCAUCCGCCAGCGGCUUCACCACAGUGCGGAUCCCCGUCACCCUCACCAUCCGCACCACCAAUGGAGUCCAGACCAUCAGCACUGUGGCCUCUGGCGGGGUCAACCUCUCAUCUUCCCCCGCCACCACUCCAUCUGUCACAGGUAAGGAAGGCUCUAGUCCUUGUGGGCCAUCAGUCUCACCACAAGUUGAAUACAGGGAUUGUAAAUUAAAUUGCAGUCUUAGCAAACCAAUUAUUGUCAGUAUGAAUUGAAGUCUAAUCUAAUAGCGUAAACUUUAUUGUUAAAAAACCCACCUUCUGAUUUGUCAUUUGUUAUGAAUCAUUGUCUUGGAACACUAAUCCCGCUUUGUUGUGUGUGUGUAGGGAUUGUGUCAGCCAGUUCUUCAGGUGCAGCAGGAAGCUAUGCUGUGAGCACUGCACCCCUCACCAUCUCACCCAGAACACAGCAGCAUCCGACCCUGCAACCAGCUCCCAGCACUACCAGGUCCCCUGCUACCAGUGGUCUGAGCACUGCUCCCUCUCCUAGUGCACCCCUCAGAGGUUAGUAGUCUCCAGGAACACACCGCUUUCCUGUAAUAGCUAAGAGAAAUAGGUUGGUACUGCAUUCAUCAUUCAGAUAUUACUACUGUGUAGCCUGUUGUUUUACCACUCCAAACAAGAAAUCGUCCAUACUAAUAGAAUAUCCUAUUGAAGUCAAAGGUAAUUUACUACUGACCAAGCCCCCCCCAUAGUGUACUGUGAUUUGGCACAUUAAAUAGUUUUCUUACCCAGAGUACUGGUGUUUAUUUUGCAGUGAUUGCACCAGCCCCCGCCAAGCCAAAGAUGUGCAAGCGCUGUAGAUCCGAGUACAAAUUGGUCAACGCCCUCCGGGGCUUCAUGUGUGUAAGUGUGCCUUAGGUAUACUUUAUACUCUCUUUGGGAAAUUGAUGUAACUUAUUUAGUGGAUGUUGACGUUCAUAUAGAUAUUAUUAUAGAUAUUAUUAGCCCAGGUCCGACUGUGAAGGACUGUUGUUAAAAGCUCGUCCUGAUGUGGCAAAAUCCUCUGCUAUUAUGUCAUCUACCCUAAAAGCGUCCUGUGGUGUCUUAAACGCUGAUAAUGGUAAUAAAUAGAGAUGUAUGAAUAUUGAUCUUUACCCUACUGGUCUCAUUUACCUUCUAGCUCUGCAGCAAGCAGAUCGCCCUGAGCCUGGAUGCCAUCAAUGCUGCGGCCAAGCUUUCCUCCAAACCCUCCAAAUCUUCCAAAUCCAAGUCCAAGGCAUCCAAAGCCACCGCCUCCUCUCCUUCCUCCUCCUCCUCUUCGUCCUUCUCCAAGACCUCCAAGGAGACCUCCAAGGAGCCAGUCACCACGCCGGUGCGACCGGUGUGUGUGGCCGAGGGUGGCAGCCCCAUCCUGGAGGCCGACCAGCAGGGCAAGCUCAUCAUGCUGGUGGAGGACUUCUACUACGGCGUGGACAAGGGCCGAAACCUGAGUGGCGCACCAGUGGAGAAGCUGCCGGGCAUCUUCAAGUGCAUCCACUGCGAAAAGACACUGAAGACUAACAUCAAGUGAGUGGUGGAGUGUGGGAAACAGGAAUUCAUGUUAUGUUUUUUAAUCAAUUUCAUGUUUUGUCGAAUUGACUGAAAUCUUACCCUCUCACACGCUUUGUCCUCCAUCUUCCACUCCUCUCUUCCAGGCUGAUGAACCACAUGCGUCACCACGUGGAGAUGACGGCGCAGCAGAACGGCGAGGUGGACACGCACACCUCCUGCCAGCACUGCUUCCGCAACUUGGCUACGCCCUUCCGCCUGCAGUGCCACGUGGAGCGCGUCCACAGCCAGUUGGAGUCCACCAGUGAGUACUAGCUCGCUCCCCACUCGCCCACCAACCAUUCAGUCAUACCACAUACUGGCGCUAAAACAAAGUGACUAUCGGCACUUGCCAUCCCACCAACAUUCUCCCCACGCAGUCAAAGCACAUUGAAUCAGCACUUGAUGCUGAUAUAUUGCCCUGUUGGGAAUUGGGUGAAUUGAACCACUUUGAAUGCUUAUGUGACACUCUGGCCUUUUUUCUGUUUUAUCACAGCUAAGUGUAAGAUCUGCGAGUGGGCAUACGAGAGCGAGCCUGUCUUCCUGCAGCACAUGAAGAACACCCACAAACCGGGAGAGAUGCCCUACAUUUGCCAGGUAAACAGUGCCCACUUGGGGCCCGAUUCAGACUUAGGAAAUCUAUUCCUUUUUUACGCGUUUUGAUUGAAGCACUUCUCAGUAGUUUGUAUUCAGACUUACCGUAUGCAAGUGCGUAAAGGGCUUUGUAGGUGUGGCUCCCUUGUGUGCACUGAAUACAUUUGAUUCAACUGCUAAAAACCCUCCCGCUUGCUAACAGAUUUUCAUUCAAUAGGGUUUUCAGUACAUUUAUUGAAAGCCAUCCCUUUAAAUACGGUGUAUUUUUUAAAUUAGAAUUUGACAGACUCAAAAUAAUAUAUAUCGAGAGAACUGCAGCAAAAUGCAUCAUACCGGCUCUAUUUCUGUAUUUUGCAAGUUAUAUAUCUUCAAAACUUGAUUGCUGACAUGCAAAACAUUUUGGGACUAUAUCAACAAUGGACUAAUGAAACAAAUACCAAAAGGUUUUUUGGUGGAGUUUUCCUUUAAGUUCAAGGUCAGAAUACCCUUAGAGAAAAGUGCAAUAAAAACUGUGUUCCAUUUAUGCGCACUUAACUCGGAUCAGAAUCAGCCCCUUGGUCAUUACUUAUACUGUCUCCAAGUCCAUAUACACUCUCCGACCAGUUUAUUAGGUACACCCACGUGGUACCGGGUCGGACCCCCCUUUGCCUCCAGAACAGUCUGAAUUCUUCGGGGAAUUCUACAAGGCGUUGGAAACGUUCCACAGGGAUGUUGGUCCAUGCUGACGAGAUGGAAUCACACAGUUGCUGUAGAUUGGACGGCGGUAUAUUCAUGCUGCGAACAGCCCAUUCCAUCUCAUCCCAAAGAUGCUCUAUUGGGUUGAGGUCUGGGGACUGCGCAGGCUAUUCAAGUAAACUGAACUCGCUGUCAUGUUCCAGUCAGUGUUUUUCCACAGUUGUCCAGUGUUGGUAAUCGCGUGUCCACUGGAGCUGCUUCUUAAUGUUUUUAGCUGAUAGGAGUGGAAGCCGAUGUGGUUGUCUACUGCAAUAGCCCAUCCGUGACAAGUUGUGCGUUCCGAGAUGCCGUUCUACACACCACUGUUGUACUGCGCCGUUAUGUCUGUCUGUGGCCUGCCUGUUAGCUUACACGAUUCUUGCCAUUCUCCUUCCACCUCAUUAAUGAGCUGUUUUCGCCCACAGGACUGCCGCUGACUGGAUGUUUUUUUGUUUGUCGCACCAUUCUCGGUAAACCCUAGACACUGUCGUGCGUGAAAAGCCCAGGAUGGCGGCCCUUUCUGAGAUAGUGGAUCAGGCGCACUUGGCACCGCCGAUAAAACCACGCUCAGUCGCUUAGGUCACUCGUUUUGCCCAUUCUAAUGUUCAAUCGAACAGUAACGGAAUGCCCCGAUGCCUGUCUGCUUGCAAGCCACAACUACGUCACUCACUGUCUGUAUGAGUGAUACAUUUUCAUGAACGGGGUGGCCUAAUAAACUGGCCGGUGAGUGCAUUUCUACGCAAUGUCCUUGUCCUGGGGAAAAGCUCACUAUAUCAACACGUAGUGUCUCCUAAUGCAAUUCACCCUUAAAAUGGUCUCAUGUAAUUCACCCCCCCCCCCCCCCACUUCUCUUUUCUUUGUGAAGGUAUGCGACUACCGCUCGUCCCUGUAUGUGGACGUUUUCGCCCACUUCCGUGAGGUCCACAACGGCACAGCCAAUCUGCUGUGCCCCUACUGCCUCAAGGUGUUCCGUUCCAGCAGCAACUACCAGAACCACUACAACCGCCACCAGGUAAACCCAAUGAGGCUACAUCAGAUACAUUGGCAGCCAGUCUAUUCCACUCCAUUUUCUUUCUGAAACCCAUUUUCCUCGUUUGUGUGCAGAAAAAAACUGUGUUUCAAUGUGACCGGUGCCGGCUUCAAUUCCUCUUCGCCAAGGACCGGGCAGAGCACAAGGUGCAGUACCACAAAACCCACCUCAAGCCACGGCAGCUGGAGGGCCUGAAGCCUGGUACCAAGGUGUGUGUGUGUGUGUGCAAUCUGUAUGUGUGUGUGUGUAUACAUGUGUGUGUGCGCACAUGCGUGAGUGAUUGCUAGGGUAUGAUAUUCCAAAUUUUUGUCUGUACUUUCUCUGUGAAUGUUAUGCAUUGACCCUUUGCAUAAUGGGAUUAUUAUUGAUGUACAGUACCAGUCUUCUUAUUGGUGUCCUUUAGUAGUGGUUUUUUUGCAGCAAUUUGACCAUGAAGGCCUGAUUCACGCAGUGUCCUCUGAACAGUUGAUGUUGAGAUGUGUGCAAUCUGAGGUGCAGUUAACUCUAAUGAACUUAUCCUCUGCAGCAGAGGUAACUCUGGGUCUUCCUUUCCUGUGGCGGUCCUCAUGAGAGCCAGUUUCAUCAUAGCGCUUGAUGGUUUUUGUGACUGCACUUGAAGAAACGUUCAAAGUUUUUGAAAUGUUCCGGAUUGACUGACCUUCAUGUCUUAAAGUAAUGAUGGCCUGUCAUUUCUCUUUGCUUAUUUCAGCUGUUCUUGCCAUAAUAUGGACUUGUUCUUUUACCAAAUAGGGCUAUCUUCUGUAUACCACCCCUACCUUGUCACAACACAACUGAUUGGCUCAAACGCAUUAAGAAGGAAAAACCUUUAACAAGGUACACCUGUUAAUUGAAAUGCAUUCCAGGUGACCAACUCUUAAGCUGGUUGAGAGAAUGCCAAGAGUGUGCAAAGCUGUCAAGGAAAAGGGUGGCUACUUCGAAGAAUCUCAAAUAUAAAAUAUAUUUUGAUUUAACACUUUUUUUGGUUAGUACAUGAUUCCAUAUGUGUUAUUUCAUAGUUUGUCUUCACUAUUAUUCUACAAUGUAGAAAAUAGUAAAAAUAAAGAAAAACCCUGGAAUGAGUGGGUGUGUCCAAACUUUUGACUGUUACUAAUAGUGGUCUAAGAAUAUUUCUGUGUUCCAGGUGACCAUCCGGGCCUAUGCGCUGCAGGGCAAGCAGUACUACUAUCAGGAGUCUUCGGGCCGAGGAGACCUCCGGCCCUCCAAAGUGAUUGAUGUUCCGUCUGCUCCCCAAAAACCCGAGCCCAAGAAGAAGCCUGUUGAGAGCCUUAUGGAGCUGCUCACUAAGUUCCAGAUGAGGUAGAGGGUUGAUGUUUUCCCCCUGACUUUAUUGGCAUGAAAUGGAAUUGACUCCAAGCUUUAUUCAGACUCAAUUGAGUUUAAAUGAAUACUGUAAACAAAGCUUUUAUCUUUGCCGUAUAGCAACAUUUGGAGCAGUGUUCUAGGAUGAUGCGGAUAGAAAUUGAAUAUCUAAAAUGGAUAAGCUUGACCUUCCAUCGCUGUGCACCAUGGGUAACCUGCCUUCCUUCCACUUCCUUCCCCACAGUGCAUCGCUGGACCAACAGAACUGCAUGGAGUGCACCUUUAAGAUUCCCGACUUUGCCAACCACUUCCCCACCUACGUCCACUGCUCCUUGUGUCGCUACUGCACCUGUUGCUCCCGGGCCUACGCCAAUCACAUGAUCAAGUGAGUGACGUUGCUCAACACCCCACACUCCCAAGAUGUUAACGUCAACUGAAGAUUCCCCUAAUUAUUUCUUACAUCAGUGGGUAAUUGAAAUGUUGGUUUGGAGAAAGGUGUACGACAUGUUUUCUGUCUCUUUUCACUUGCAGUAACCACGUGACUCGCAAGAGCACCACCCAAUAUCUGGCCAUGUACGAGUCAUACCCAAGGUAACAAUCAUUUCCUCAGACCAUUUUUUGGGCAGUAUUUAACUGAAUGUAGUGUUUUAAUGCUGAUUGCUCGAAAUCCUCUGUUGGUCCCAUUUCAGAAUGGAUGAGAUGAGGUGCACGUCUUGUAACUACAAGACCAAGGUGGGCGAUAUGAUGGCCAACCAUCUAGUGGAUCACCCAGACCAUGAUGCUGCAAACUUCAGAAAGCUGGAGGUGGAAGGUUAAGUUGAGUUCCACCUUCUGAUAUUUAAGUAUCUUUGUAUAAGGUCAAACCUUUCUAUAUGGCAACCCUUUCAUGUUUUCAUUUUUUUCCCCCCAUUCAGAUGUUCCUGAGGAGGCUUCUCAAAGGUAUUUAAUAUUCGCUUAUAUAUUGAGUGAAAUUACUUACUGUUGGACAGAACUGAGUUUGCUCAAGUUGAAGCCUAGUUACGCUUUGGUUGCACUGUGACACUCCAUUGCUACUUUAUCAAAUGUGUGUGUAAUUGACUGAGCUUCCUGAAAACUAACAUGUUUGUUUCUUUUCAUUCCUCCUGUAGCAUUGUUGGUACGGAAAUCAACCCAGGUCAAGGAGGGUCUUUUGUGCCUAUCCAUCUGCUACCAGCUAGCAAUAGUUCCACCCUGCUCUCUAUCAAACCGCUGCUAUCCUCCAAGCCCAGCAUGACGAUCACGGUCCUUGGUCCCAAUAAAACCAUGCCCUCCACUGGUCCUGCUGCAUCCAAUGGUGUCUGGACAACCCCCAAGGUCGGCGGCUUGGGCCAUGUGAUGGAGCCCCAGGCAGUGGAGUCCCACGGGUUCAAGGGGCUGAGCAACAGAGCGUUUUUCCACGAAGGAGAGGCCAGGAUGGGUAAAUCCAGGAAAGAAGGGUCAACCAAAUUGACGGUGCACCAGCUGAAGGUGUUGCUCUACGCCCUGUGCAGCGGCUUCUCCCAGGCAUCCCUGCGCUUUGGCACCCAGCCAGAACUCAUCCAGGACUGGAUGCUCCAGCAGGAGAGCCAGCGCCUCCAGAAGAACUGGAUCUGGAACACGGACCGCAUCGCAGAGUGGGUGAUGUGCCAGCGGGAGCAGCAGCUGCCAGUCACAGAGGAAAACCUGCUCAAGACAGCCACGCAGGCCUUGGAGGAGUCGCACGAGAUCGGUGAGUUCUACGAGUGGGCCGUGGAGUUCAUGCUCCGCCACAACCUCAGCCUGCAGGCCUCCUGCUCGGCCAAGCGCCCACUGCCGCGCAACGUAUACGAGAGCGUCCGCAUCUUCACUCGCUUUGUCUGCAAGCAGGUCAAAGAUGUCGGUUUCCGGCCACCCACCAUCGGAUGCAUCGACGAGCUCUCUGUGUUCGUGGACCUGGAUAAUCUCAAGACGAGCCCUGAGGCGUUCCAGUUGAUCGGCACCAGGGAGCCCCUGAUAGAGGUGGUCCUAGCGGGGCUGGCCGACGGCACCAUGCUGCCCACCAUGGUGUUCCUCAAAGGCAACCCUCCACACCUCCAGAAGGCCAUCCCGGACUCGGUCUUCCUGGAGGCGCGCCCGCAAGGCUUUACGGACGACGAGCGGCUCCAGCUGUGGCUCUCUAAGGUGUGGCAGAAGCAUGUGAACCCCCAGGCAGGGGGAAAAGGUCUGCUGAUCAUUGACACCCACCACGGCCACCUGGCUGACGACUUCCUGGCUGCCCUCAACAGCAGCAACACCCUGCCGGCGGUGAUCCCAAUCGGUUGCUCCUGCCGCUUGCAGCCCCUGGAGCUGUGCGUGGCGCCUGUUAUGAAGGAGUUUCUGCAGGCCCGCUGGUGCGAGAUGUACACCCAGAAUGAAGGAGCUGUGGCUCUGGGGCCAGCUGACCUGGCCCUAAUGCUGGUGGAAUGUCUGGGUGACGUGGUCUCAUGCUUGGUCACGCAGCCUCAGAUCCUCCAGCAGUCCUUCAUGAUGGUCAGCACACCGCCACAGGAGGAAGGAGAGGAAGGCCCUGCAGAACUGGUGCAGAGCCUGACCGAGGCUCUGGUCGCGCUUUCUCCGGCAAGGUCGAUGAAGAGCGCUGAAGUGCUAAUGAAAGUGGAGCCAGAGGACAAAGGUGUGGUUUCGGACACCUUGCCCUCGCCGCCACCCAACCCGCAAGCACUCAAACAGGUGUUUGAGAAGGACAGCGAUCUGGAGUCUUUCCACGGUUUUGAGGAAACUGAUUGAUCUUUUUUUUUUUUUUACUGACACCAC